Alternaria incomplexa is the source of this 534-nucleotide messenger RNA. RefSeq lists its product as uncharacterized. The transcript is spliced from 2 exons. The coding region runs from base 1 to 534 and encodes 177 amino acids. Gene Ontology annotation, cellular component: mitochondrion. Gene Ontology annotation, molecular function: guanine nucleotide transmembrane transporter activity. The record is from RefSeq and is a predicted model, not a curated record. NCBI's taxonomy places the organism in Eukaryota, Fungi, Ascomycota, Dothideomycetes, Pleosporales, Pleosporaceae.
AUGCACGCGACUGCCGGUUCCAUAAUCGGUAUCGGUGAGAUUGUCCUCCUGCCAUUGGAUGUUCUCAAGAUCAAGCGACAAACCAACCCUGAGGCUUUCCGAGGCCGUGGGCUGUUCAAGAUCAUCUCCGACGAAGGGCUCGGGCUGUACCGUGGUUGGGGAUGGACGGCAGCACGUAACGCGCCAGGGUCAUUCGCACUCUUCGGUGGUUCCGCUGUCGCCAAGGAGUACUUCUACAAACUCACCGACUACAACUCGGCCUCAUGGUCGCAAAACUUUGUCGCCUCCAUCGCCGGAGCCAGCGCAUCGCUCGUCGUCUCUGCUCCUCUCGAUGUCAUCAAGACGCGUAUCCAGAACAGGAACUUUGAGAACCCCGAGAGCGGCUUCAGGAUCGUGUCCAACAUGAUGAAGCACGAGGGUCCCACGUCCUUCUUCAAGGGACUGACGCCCAAGCUGCUCAUGACAGGACCCAAGCUGGUCUUCUCCUUCUGGUUGGCCCAAACACUGAUCCCUGCUUUCGGCAAAAUAAUGUAA